CUUCCUUUUCUUUUCGUAAUCAUUACCUUUAUCGAUCUCAAGUAAAUGUCUGCAUCGAUUAAAGAAAUAAAAUCUUAUAUCUUGUGUAUUUCAUGCUUAAAUCAGUGACUGUGAUAUUUCAAUACCAGUUAUUUCACAUGAAGCCUUGCUAAACAUUCAUUAAUUGUAUAAAAAUAAUGAUUUUCCCUUUUCUAAAGCUCGAUCUUUGUCUAUACAUAUUGUGUUUGCAUCUGACAAUGACUGCUACUCCAGCAUAAUGAUGAGACUACCCACUCAUCCAUGUGCUACACGAAUCACCUCAUCCUCGAUGCUCAUUCACUCACCGACCGCCAUACGAUCAACAUCUUGGCCAUACACCUCCCUCUCGCCUCCACACAUAACUACACACAAUUACACACUCGUGCAGUGUCUAGCUCCCCGUUUUCACCUUUCGACCAUGUGCACGGAGCGCGGACGGUCACUCCCCAGCCGUCGCUAGUGUCGGCGUGAGCCAUCGUGCCCUUCAUUCCACCCCCUUGGAGCAUACAUCUUCGGUGCCGGCAUCGAGGAAACAUUGCUGUGAUUCAUGCGACGACCACUGGCUGGAAAUUAUCAAUAUCAAGUAUCUCUCUUCGUCAUUUAGUCCAGUCUGGCCAUACCCCGUCUGUUGACAAGGUGAAGGGGAAGCACUGAGUCAUAUUCCUUUAAAGCUCAUCUUUCGUUACCGUGCCAUGGCCGACAGAUCCGAUGCAGAUUGCUGCGGAGAUACCAUUACACGCAUCGUCACACGUUUGCACUAACUUCUUCAAACUCUGGAAAAGGAUAUCUCCAUGAUAGAUUCCCCCCACUUGCGGAAUAAAUCGGUUACCCAUCGGAACGGCACGGCUGUCACGUUACUGGAGCCAAGCCGUAUUCUCUCAUACUGCUGAUAUAUUUGAUCAAGGAUUUAUUCAUAUUCUAACCCGAGGGGAUAUAAUGGACUUACAAAACUGACCAAAGGUAGCAGCAAAGUGAAGAAAGAUAUCUUUUGUUUUUGGUGUUCUGUUUAGCUACGCAGUUCAACUUCAUUGAGAACACAACAUAGGCUUCAUCAUUCAUACAUGGGGAGUGCUGUUUAAAGCUCUGUGCCCUUCCUUCAUCUAGCAAUCUGCAUUUGAUACUGUUAUGCAUCUGAGAGCAUCUGCAUGAAUAGAAAUCAGGAAGUUGGAUUUGGGACCCGUUAUCGAAAGGUGCACACUUCAGUUUGAAAACCAUCAUUGCAGACCAGACAAGGAUAGAUGCAAUGCCAUGAGAACACCCUCACCUAGUUAAACCCGACCACCUUCCAUCCCGACCCUCUGAAUAAUUGAGCGAUCCCAUCUUUCGCUUGAAUUGUUUCCUCGUCACCUCGAGAUAGCCAAAACACUUGUGGAUGCAUCCAUUUCUCAUGAGGUUUCCGAUAUUGCUAAUGGAUCUUCCAGUAAGCUGCCAGCAGUAGGGUGUGAAACAACAUGCGACAGACUCAAAAUGGUUGUAAUCUCCGACGGGACAACAUAAAACGAGCAUUGAUGGAUUAAAAAUUGCAACUUACACGACUUCCAUCGUCUGAAGGAAAAAAAUUGUCAUAUAGUCUUUUGAUUGUGUGGUAUUGAAGAGAAUUAAGCAAAUUUGCAACUGAAGAGUUUAGGGAUAAAAAAAGCGGUGACCGGAUCACGAUGAGCGACGCCAUGGAUGACACUCACGCAGACGAGGAUAAACCGAUCUUGCUUGAUUCGCCGAGCGAUACGACAACGACUCCAAGCAGCGACCAAUCCCGUGAGGUGACGUAUGAGAUCCUCAUGCCAAACGAAAAUGAGAGGAGACACAUGGAACAGGACAAUGAAUAUUCAGUGAUACCUGAACUGGACCAAUCAAAUUACACCGAAUUAAUCCAUUCAGAGGUCCCCGAACCAAGUACUUACGAGACCACAACAUUCCAGCCCAAACGAGGACUAGAGUCUAGCCCCGAGCACGGCUGGAAUCCAAACUGGCAAAGGACAAAUGAGAACGAUGAUAACGAUGACUGUAGCCAGUCGGCAUUAAGCAUGGCCGACGCGCAGAGCGUGCAUAGCCAGUCUGCGUCAAGCACGGCGGACGCACAGAGUAUCCACAGCACGCAUAGCAUGGGGAGCGAGACAUCCCCGGAUCAGAUGGACGGAGGCGGCGAUCAUCCAGUCGGGUCACACAUCACAUCACUCAUCGGGAAGCUUAAUCAGACCGAGAUCGUCGGGGCACGCCCCGUCCCGACGUCACUACCCCUCGGAACCAUCGGCAGCUCUGGACCGUACCGCGGAUAUUCCCGCAACCCCGGGCAAACUCUGGUGGGUAGCCCCUCGCAGCCGACGGCAUCGAGGGCCGAGAAGCCGAAGGCAGCAUUCAAGAUGCGGUCUGGAGAGCCGAUCUUGGGCGGCGGAGGUGAGCUUCAAUAUGAUGAAGAUGGGAAGGAAUAUACUGAGUGGACAGAGAAUGAGAUUUACCAAGCUACUGCCCGUUCUGACGAAUACACCGCUUCUCCUCUUCAUCUAGCCCACCGCUUUGAUGCCCUUGAAGUCAAUAUGCUAGAGGGCGGUGUUUACGAGGAUCUGCAGUUUGACGAGAGCGAGCAAGGCUUCUUCAUCGAUGACGAUCUUCUGUACGAGGACAUCCUCGGUCCACCAGAGGAGGAGAUUCCCCUGGAGGACUUCUACGAAUCGGACAACUGCUCCGACUGCUCCUGGGGCUCCGAGGAAUGGGACACCUACGACAGCGAGCAGGAGGAGAUGGUCCACAGCUACGUGGACGCAACGGACCACUCCCCCAAGGGAGCGGUGGAGCGGGGCGGCGGAGGAGGGGGCAAUGGCGGGGGCACAGGAGGCAACCAUGUCGGCAGCUCUCACAGGAGAUCCAUGGUCUCCACGUACAGCAUGGAGAAGGCCCCGCAGAGGGAGGAGGCAAAGCAAUCGUACCUUGAAUGGAUGAAAGACUUGAAGAACCGAGGAGGAUUGGGCAAGGUGCGGACUUUCUUGUUUGGACGUCAAGGAGCAGAGCGCCCUCUCGAAGACAAGGAAGACCUAGAUGAAGAUAAAGAUGACAUUCAUUACAUUGAUGUAAAGCUAUCCCACAUGAAGCACCCACCUCCGACUCUUCCACCCCAGCCAGAGGGGCUUUCCCUGGAGCAGAUCGGGAGGAGACAUGUGGUGCAGGCCAUUGUAGACAGUGAGAGGAAUUAUAUGAUGUCCCUCCAAAGGCUAGUCCAGGCCUACGAGAAGCCUCUUCUUGAGAGUGAGCCCCCGUUGUUGGAGAAGGAGAAGGUAAAGACGAUCUUCUACCGUGUGAGGGGGAUCUACCAAUGUCAUCUAAUGUUCCAGAUCGCCCUCGCUAGUAGGAUAAAGGAAUGGGAUAACAUUGAACAGAUCGGUGAUGUUUUCGUUGCAUCGUUCUCCAAGGCCAUGGUGCUGGAGGUGUACAGCGCGUACGUCAAUAACUUCACACAUGCCAUGGAGACGGUGAAGAAGACUGCAUCACAGAAACCAGCUUUCAGGGAAUUCAUUGAGAGUCGUCAGCAAUCCAGUAGUGACCGACUGAGUCUGUACGGCCUCAUGUUGAAACCAGUUCAGCGCUUUCCACAAUUCAUCUGUCUUCUACAGGAUCUGUUGAAGAGAACACACCAGGGACACCCAGACAGGAUGCCCUUGCAGCUGGCCCUCACCAAGCUAGAGACCCUGGCCAGUGUCCUCAACGAAAGGAAGAAACAGAGUGAGCAGAGGCAUGCCGUCAAACAACUCAUCAAGAACCUCAACGUCAAAUUUUCUUCAAAGAUGUCGUCGGAAAGGAAUCGAUGGUUGAUCAGACAAGAUGAUAUGUUACAAACAGUGAUUGUCAGAGCACGAAGUCACAGAGCAUCGGCUUACGAUGGACAAGGGGAGGAGUUGAAAUGCAAGGAGAGACGGCUCUUCAUGCUGAACGACCUUCUCGUAUGCACUACAGUACUUAACAAUGGCCAGCCAUCCUCCCCAGGAUCAAUGGACAUGCCCAGAUUCAAACACAGGUGGAGCGUUCCAUUGACAGAAGUAGAGGUGAUCAACCCAACGAUAGAGGGGACAGAUAUUGAGAUGUCCUCAGAGCCAGGCAAACUCAAAAUCACUACACAACAUAUGGAUGAACAUGAAUACCUUUACGGUGGCUCAACAAGGCAGUUGUACCAGGAGAGGAAUGACCUUCUUCAUGACCUUGCCGUUGUCAAGCAGCUUGGAGCACUGAUAGGAACACUUAAGGGUACCUAUGGUGUCCUCACAAGAGAUGACAUUGAUGAAUGGAGUGAAAUCAUCAAUAAACUCAUCACAAAGAAAGGGCAAGAAAUCAAGCAGGCAGAUGUCAGUAAAAUUCAGUUAUCACUUCCAUCAGUUCAGAUGGAUCAAAGAGUCACUCUUGUCUUUGAUGCUGUAAGCGCCAAGAUCAAGCUCGAUUGGAUCACGGCUCUGGAGACUGCGAAAUUAGGAAUGAAACCUCAUAACAAUCCUGGCUGGUAUGCACCAGACGAGGGUGACACAACCCAUGCAGAGAUGAAUUUUGGCGUACCCCUCAUCAUGAAAGCUCUUCCCGUCUUCCCUACACGACAACAAGCAAAGUUCCAGUGUUCAGUACUUUGCCCGUUGGAACAACCUGGCCACCGCAGCCGACGGAAAGGUAUCCUCCAGAACGAGGGCGCGAGGAACUGUCUUUGGGUGUGCAGCUCCGACCAGAAGACUUGUCACGUCAGUCUGGUCGGGUUCAUGCCCCCGUCUCCUCAGCUCCUGGAGACGUUUGAGACCACGGAGGGGCGUGUGGUGUGCAUGGAGUGCGUCCCGGGCUGGAGCGGACCGGGACCGAUGGGCGGGUACCUGAACAGGAGGGAGAGCGAGAGGAAGGGGGACUACUGCUUCACCAGGCAUACGGUGUGGAUGGGGACGGAGACUGGAAGGGUGUUAAUUUACAGAAUAAACCAAUCUGACAAGAGUGAGCCCUUAGCAUUCUUCAAAGCCACCCACCCCAUCACAGCUAUACAGUACCUCAACAAUAGAGUCUUCAUGUCUUUAUCCAACGGAUCAGUACUUAUAUACGUCAGGACGAACGAGGGAGAGUGGAAAGUGAAAGAGCCUAGAGUAUCACAGCUAGGCGAGGGAGCUGCAACUUGUCUGUUGGCUGUCCGCAACGACAUGUGGUGUGGAUGUGAAAAUAAAGUACAUCUUAUAGACACUGAAAGUGAAUUCAAACAGGUGAGCUUUGAAGCGCAUGACCCUCACAUGGUGAUUGAUAAGAUGGUCGUAGCGGGUGUUGGCGUCUGGGUCUCCUUUGCCGAGUGUGACAGCAUACGACUCUUCCACACCGAGACUAUGGAGCUACUGCAAGACAUCAGUGUGGGCAGUCCAAUAGGUCGCAUGGUUGCAAGUGUGACGUCCAAGGCCCAGUCCAGCCUCCACAUGACCUCACCUGUCCACGUCACCACCCUCCUGGCCUGCUACGGGUCCCUCUGGGUGGGGACAAACACCGGUAUCUUGGUCAACUUCCCCCUGCCACGCCUAGAGGGGGUUCCCCUCGUCAACGGCCCCGCCAUGGUGUCCUACCACACCCAUAAGGGUCCGGUGAGGAUGCUGAUUGCCAUGGAGCUGAACAGGACCAACGAUAGGGUGCUCUUCUCGUCACGGGAGGAGGACGAAGAAAGUGAUGCCUCGCGAUCGCUGUCAGACCUCAGCACCCCUUCAAGCCGUCUCAAGUCCGGCAGCCAGACCGCCGAUCUCGUCAACAACGCCAUGUCCCCCAUGACCGACUACCUCAAUCUCACGUUCAACAGCAAUGGCAACCCAUCAACAGCAACCAAUGGGGACCAUUCCACUACUACAACAACCACCACCACCAACGGCAUAUCCACAACGGUCACACACUGCCACGAAGCAAAGGAUGACGCGGAUGGGAACCGACCUGGGCGGUUGGGCUCGGCAAGCGAGGUUGAAGUGUCUGCCAACGUCACGAGUACAACAUCGAUGGUGAUCAGCGGCGGGGAAGGGCAUGACUACUUGAUGAGGUUGGGGGAGAACGUAUCAAAAGAAGCUAAGCUUCUUAUGUGGCAGGUUUCAAAUUAACACCAGUGUAUACCAGUUUUUGUUUAUAUCUGAUUUUGUUGGGGGAAAAUGUGACUGAAAAAACUAGCAACUGCAUUUUAUAGUGCCAAGAUUAUGUUUCAAAUCAACUUCAUAAUGUCUUGAAUAGUUCAUAUCACAUUAUCUCCUCUUAAAAGGAAGAAUAUAACUGGAAAUAGACCUUAUGCAUAUGACAUCAUAUUUUCAUAGCGCCCUCUCUCAGAGGAUAUCGGAAUGUUCAUGAACAGAGUUGUCAGAUAUACGCCAGUAGUAGAUCACCAUCGCAUGCAAGGCAAUGGCUUCAGCAUCUAAGAUGGCAGGGCAAUGACAUCAAUGCAUAAGGUCUAUAUUAACAAUUACAUUGUAUUAAACCACAUUUUACAUUUGAUUAAACACGAAGUGGUUCAGAUUGGUAGUAUACUGAGAAACAAACGGGGUUAUUAAGUCUCAAUAAUAAGCUUUGCAAUCAGUUUCACAUUUAAAACGAGCCUUCUGAUUGGUUAAUGGUCAACCUUUAUGUGAAGAAGCCCAUGCAACAACAAUCCUGACUGGUCAAUUCCAAAAUCCAAUAGGUCAUGGAGCUUCAUUGUUGUAUGCUUGGCCCUGUUGCAUAAAAAUAGUGAUCAACAACAAAUAAUAGAAUUCAAUAAUAAUACCCUUCUUGACCAAUCAAAUUGUAUCAUUUUAGUAGCUUAUAACAUUUCUUUGUAACUUGCCAUUGAUGAUAAACAUUCUCCAAACAAGGCAAUGAAGUUUGGGAAUAGUAAAACAAUAAAAGGAAGCUGUGGGUACGAAUCAAUAUAGAUACAAUAAUCUGGAUGAGAAAUUAUUCAGACGUAAAUGCAAGCUUUCUUUUUGGCACAGUCACAAUUCUGUUUCGUAUGAUGUGUUAUUUUCUGAAAUACUCCUAAUGUGUAAUAUUUUGAAAGCAUUAUGGCAGUUCAUUUUGUAUUUUAGUUUUUAGAAGAGUAUAGGAGUAGUUGAAAUGGUUUCUAACCAGUAUUUAAAGCUUAUGCCUAUAAUUGAACCUGGGAAGCAAUUUUGGACAAUUUUGAUUGACAAUAUCCUUGAGAAAGCAAGAACUAAGUGAAUACCGGUACCCAUUUAUCCGCUAUAUAUGUAUGUUGAACGAUUAUUUUAAUGUUUUAGAAAAUAAAGUAGAUGUUUCCAUUUAUCUCCCAUUACAGUAUUGACAGCGUCUUAUCCUUCUAUUUCAGGUAUUAGUAUAUCUUAUGCAUGUUUUCAUUAAGAGUCAGUACUAGUAUCAAAUCAAAAUCAACAUCUCUUGUUAGACAGCUGGAGACAAUAAAGUGGAAUUAUGGGAAUGUAUUUCUCAAACUUUGCCAUAAUAAAUGAUACUAUUCAUAGGCAUGAAAUAAAUAAACAUCUUCCAGUCAUCAAAUUGCAGCAUAAGCGAAUAAAUCUGCAGUUCCUUGACAAAAGGAAGCAACUUUUGUUAUUUUUAAAAAUUGUUUUUAUUCAUUUUUUUAUUUGGGAUAUUUCCUGUGUGCUCUUUAUGAUGCUAAAGGAAUUGGAAUCACACAGCCCUCAAUUUCUGAAACAUAGGUGUUUCAAAGCAAGUAACUCUAUUCUUAAUCAUGAAACAAUGACACAUUUUCUUCAUUUACAAAAAGAAACUUGUUCCACAUUUUUGCUUCCUUUGUCAUGGGACGGCAGAAUUCCUUCGUAAAGCACGGCCUACACCAUGCGAUUUGUUGUGACCUGAUUUUCAAAGAAAUCAUAAUAACAUUUGACAUGAACCUUCUGAUCAAUAAAAUGUUAGCGAUCUGAGG
This is a messenger RNA of Lytechinus variegatus (green sea urchin), 7885 nucleotides long. Its product is annotated as rho guanine nucleotide exchange factor 10-like. The coding region runs from base 1674 to 6095 and encodes 1473 amino acids. The record is from RefSeq and is a predicted model, not a curated record. Gene Ontology annotation, molecular function: protein binding; guanyl-nucleotide exchange factor activity. NCBI's taxonomy places the organism in Eukaryota, Metazoa, Echinodermata, Echinoidea, Temnopleuroida, Toxopneustidae. Gene Ontology annotation, biological process: positive regulation of stress fiber assembly; actin cytoskeleton organization. The transcript has 28 exons.